Molecule: messenger RNA, 3420 nt
Organism: Sclerotinia trifoliorum
Lineage: Eukaryota; Fungi; Ascomycota; Leotiomycetes; Helotiales; Sclerotiniaceae
Source: the annotation of a GenBank genome assembly
GAGUUUGUCACCUUCCUUCGCCGCCCCAAACUCUUUCUCUCCAUUUCAUCUUCAAUCCAUCAACAACUUUUCUUCCAUCACAAAUACGCCACACGCAAUUGACAUAACCACACCUUUUCAACUCCGUGGUUUCGCAUCAAAAGAAUAUCACGAUCGGAAGAAGAUAAUACUGUUGGGAAAGAAGCUGUGGAAGGAAAUAUUCAUUUGGAGGAAAAGAAUCAUACAAAGAGAGAAAAGAGUGGAUCUUCUUGGUGGUACAAUUGUUUGGUCUUGUGGAGGAAAGCGGCAGUCUUCAAAGAAAGAGACAAAGAAGAAGAACAUCACAAUAGCAGUAUUACUGCAAUCUUGUACUAUCAUUUCCUUUUGAGAGAGCCUUUUUCUGUGUCACCAGAGUUAUCUCCAGUGAUCGCAAUCAGAUUUGAUUUCACCUCGUUUCCCUGAACGAAGAAAAAAAAAGAGAAGAAUCUUGAUAUUGCAUCGGUCGCAUUCACGAAACAUCCCUUCUACCCUUACCCGUUCCAUCAUAUUUACUAAUCCUCAAGCAUUUGCUUGAUAUAUUGAGUGCAUCAGAAGAGUAGUUUGUUUUUCUGUACACACCGACGCAAUCGGAAAUUGUCAACUCAAGGAUCAACAACUUCCUUAGCAACUUCAACUUUGAUCAACUUGACCAACAGCAAUCAUGUCGUCCUCAGUGUUCUUCAAAUUCAGAUCCCAAAAGGAGCCCUCUAGAGUUGAAUUUGAUGGUACUGGUAUCUCUGUAUUUGAGCUCAAGCGUGAUAUUAUCAUCAAGAGUGGAUUAGGUGACGGAACCGAUUUUGAUCUCGUCAUUUACAAUGAAGCAGACAACGAAGGUAAGAAUUUUGUGUAUCCCAGCUAGAUAAUGAUUCUGACCAAUGUAGAAUAUGACGACGAUACUACCGUUAUUCCCCGAUCAACUUCGAUUAUCGCUCGUCGAUUACCUUCACUCAAGCCGGGAGCAGGAAGAGCCGCAAGAUACAUGUCAGGGCAGAUGCCGAUAAAGCAGAAGACUUCUUCGCGAAAAGAACAAGGGAAGCAGGCAAAUGCGAAGGCUGUUGCAUCUACACAAGGGCUGGCACAAAUGGAUAGUGCGAUGACCGAGGAGCAGAAGAUGGAAGCUAUGUUUCAGGCUCAAAGUGAUCAAUGGACAGCACAGCAGGAAGAUAUGGCAAAGUAAGUUAUUCGUGUCUUUAACCUAGCUACAUUUUCUAACAAGUUCAUAGUCAAACACCAGUCUUCCGACCAGGCGGUAAGAAAGGUCAACCUCCACCAAACGUCCCGGAUCAUGAACCACCAACUGGUUACAUUUGUUAUCGAUGUGGAGAGAAAGGACACUGGAUUCAGGUUUGCCCUACGAACGAUGAUCCAAAUUUCGAUAAUAAGGCACGAAUUAAGCGUACAACUGGUAUUCCAAGGUCUUUCCUGAAAACCGUAGAGAAGCCGGUGCAGUUGAGCAAUGAUGGUACAUUGGAUGAUACAAAGACACCAUCUGGUGUGAUGGUAAAUGCUGAGGGAGAAUUUGUCGUUGCUGAGCCUGAUAAAGCGUCUUGGGAACAAUUUCAAGCUAAAACCAAGUCGUCUGCUGCUGCCCAGAAAGCUGCUGCUUUAGGAGAUAAAGUGUUGAGAGAUAGAGGAUUGGAAUGCGCGCUCGACAUGAGAAUAUUCAUAGAUCCAAUGAAGACGCCCUGUUGUGAGAAGACGUACUGCAAUGACUGCAUUACUAAUGCUCUUAUCGAAAGCGAUUUCACAUGCCCUGGAUGUCAGACUGAUGGAGUAUUGAUUGAUGAUCUGAAGCCUGAUGAUGAGAUGACCGCCAAGAUCAAGACUUACUUGGAAGAGAAAGAUGCAGCCGCAAAGAAAGAAAAAGAAGAACAGAGAGCUAAAAGUCCUAGUGUAAAGUCCGAUACUGUCACUACACCACCAAUCAAAGCAUCAAAACCCAUAGGAAAGGCUAAAUCGCCAACGCCGAAACCAUCACCUAAAUCAAAAUCACCUGAAGUGUCAAAGGUCUUGAAACGUAGUCCCACACAAGGAAAAUCAGCUACACCCGUCGUUGGUGUUCCAGGUGCACCUUCAGGCCCUCAAGGUAAAAAGCGACCUUCGGAUGAAUUACUAGAGAACCCUAAGAUUCCCAAAGGACCAAAAGCUAUGCGACAAAAAGAAGCUGCCCUGAUUCCUCAACAACAAAACAUGAUGAAUGGUAUGAACGGCUUUCCAAACAUGAACAACAUGCAACCGCAAUUCUACGGUAAUGCAAACGGCUUCAACACCGGCAUGCCCAACAUGAACAUGAUGAACAACUUUGGCAUGGGCGGCAUGAAUCCAAUGAUGGGCAUGAACCCCAUGAUGGGUAUGAACUUCCCUAGUAUGAAUAACAUGCCCAUGUUCAACAACGGAAACGCAUUUGGUAAUAUGAAUCCAAUGAUGAGUGGAAAUAUGCCUCCAAUGAAUGGAAUGGGUAGAGGAAUGAAUAUGUCAAAUGGUGCGGCAGGCGGAUUUCCUAAUCAGCAAAAGACAAUUUUUGCGGAACCGCUACCGAAUGAAGAGGACAAUGCGUAUUUCAGAAAACCGGUUAAUCCACAUAGACAUGUGGGAAGACAAAGAAGGGCAAGACCAAGUGAUUAUCGGGAACUUUAAGGGUUACGGUACUAGGCGUCAUUUUUCUCCUAUCGACUUUUAGGCUUCUUGGCUCCUCGCUUCGGAUCGAGAUCCCAAUUAUACAGCAUCCAUUAAUCGCCACCUUCAUCUUCUCACGGAACCGGAUCAUUUCAAAGCUGGCAUUUUACUUUUCGCCUUCCACUGGCAAAACUCGACUCAAAAGAACCUGCAUCGUCGCAAGAUUUUGCUCAGCGGGCAGUAUUCUUUUGCUUUCUCUUCUCUUAUUCCUUUCUCGUUUAAAUUAUACGCACGCGACGAAACUCACUAGAAGCGGAUGGGCAUGGUACGGGCAUGGCAUCAUAGGUGCACGGGAGGCAUACUAUUUUGUUACUUGCCUGCGUAAAAUUUUAAGGAACACAGCAUUUUACGGAGUUUAGGUGAAUUUGAUCUUAACAUACAUUGGGAUUCGGGUCGCCAUGUUGUUUUAUUGCUUGGGUUCGCCAAAGGUUGGCUUUUUUUGUUGCAUUUACAUUUGCGUUUGAGCAUGGAUGUAUGCAUGCACUAUACGAUGGAUGAAUAUGAGAAUGGGGUGGUAUUCUUGUGUGUUUGUUUGUUGGCUUGCUUGCUUGCUUGCUUGCGCGGAUAAGGUGGGUGGAUUUUUGAGAUGUUUUCACUUUUUUGUAGGGGGAGAGGGCGGGAGAAAGGUAACGAGCAAAUGGAGAAGUACAUAACAUGAACUCGGGUACAUAUUACAGAUGAGAAACCUUUUAGCGAGUUAAAGCAACUGAAUGAAUGGAGAUGUUA